This is a messenger RNA of Phanerochaete carnosa HHB-10118-sp, 1528 nucleotides long. RefSeq lists its product as uncharacterized. The record is from RefSeq and is a predicted model, not a curated record. Lineage: Eukaryota; Fungi; Basidiomycota; Agaricomycetes; Polyporales; Phanerochaetaceae. The transcript is spliced from 7 exons. Bases 48 to 1361 code for a protein of 437 amino acids.
UCUCGCGAUGAGCGUAUCGCGCACACCCUAAUCUUGCAGUAUCGACCAUGGUUUUUGAUAUUCUCGAAGCACUUCAGCACCAAUCCGAACUCUUAGACUCGCUCUACGAUCAAAAUCUCAAAGCAGCAAGGCAGCUUCAAUCCACCCUGGAGCAUAAGAUACUACCCGGUCUCGUGGAUGAGGAGGGGUUGGAUGAGGCUGACGUAGAGUAUGCCGUACAGUGGUUGUAUGAUAUCCCGUCCAUCUUUCGCAUCCUAAAGAGACAGAAAUUUACUGCCUCUCUUGCUCUCGAGGCACUGCGAACCACGCUGCUGUGGCGUUUACGAACACUGCCUCCGUUGGCCUGCAAGCCUCCAUUGCCAUGCUUCACAUGUUUGCCCUCGCAUGCCCACGAUCCUUUCGGACAUCCGAUCGUCGUCAUACAGACUGCCAAAGUCCUGUCAGGUGCAGAAGAUUUGAAAGCACUGUCUGCCCAUACGAGCGAGCUCAUGCGGCUGCACCUCGUCGAACUGAACAAGGCGCGGCACAGCUCCGUAAGAGGCGCGCGUCCGAUUCUGCAAUACGUCGCGCUGCUCGACAUCGGGGGUAUGUCUCUCAGCGGCUGGCAAUUUAUCGACUUGAUGAAUUGGCACGUCGUGGAACUAUUGCCUCGGUAUCCCGGGAUGCUAGCGGCAGUCUUCAUCCUAAAUUAUUCCUGGACGCACUCGGGGUUUUGGAGUAUUGCAAAGAGAAUCCUGCCCAAGCACUCGCUGCAGAAAAUCUUUUUCGUCACUGCCCCACAGCUGCGACAGCUUCUGUCACCGGCUAAUUUGCCCAAAGACUAUGGUGGCGACCUGCCGCUUAUCGCCGAGAUGCCCAGCCCGCUAGAGCAGUACGUUGCCAGCCCGCCUGCAGCUAGUGACUCUCCGGGCGCGCACUGCGCCGAGUAUCCUCUUACGGGUAGCAUGGUGGACCCUGAGGCGACCAGCCCGGAAGCUACCGCGCCUAUACGCACGGUGCUCUCGUCAACCUCGCUGCUGAACCCUUUCUUUGGAUAUCCAGCCGUGUAUGAUGCCGCCGCCACGCCUUCGCUGCGCCAUGGCAGACGACGAAAGCGGGAUCUGGUUCACACCCUUGUCCGUCUCUGGUGGGCACGUUGGGGUGCUCGCGCGGUCUUGAUGCUCGUACUGCUUUUGCUGCUACUCGUUGCACGAAGGUGGCGCAUACAGUUGCGUGUGAUAUUCGACCGGCGUCGGCCGACUGUGCUUCCCGUGCGCGCGUUCCUGCCAUGGUUCCGUAAUGUCUUUUGGCGCACUUACCCACGGGCCGCACUGUAUCUCACUCGCGCACAUGCGGAGGUGAUUGUUCCUAGGCAUACAUAGAUACUGUAAUAAUAAUACGCGCCAGGUUGAAUGUAAUCAAUGGAGCCGAUGUCCCAUUCAAUGCUGUGGAUAUGCAUACAGCCAGUGAAAUCCAGGGUACAAGUGUUCUUGGCAGGAUAUCGUAAAAGGUUGUCAUAAGAAAUAUUCAGGCAGCUGCGGUUACGGCU